This is a messenger RNA of Cladocopium goreaui, 1890 nucleotides long. NCBI's taxonomy places the organism in Eukaryota, Dinophyceae, Suessiales, Symbiodiniaceae. The record is from the annotation of a GenBank genome assembly.
AUGGCCACCAGCGCCUUGAAAUCCUUGGCGCGGACUCGUCCCGGACGUGGCCAUGACGCGGUGCAACUGCUGGGUUUGAUGCUGCAGAGCAGGGUGGAGACCAACGUGGCGCAUUUUUCCGCAGGCUUUGGUGCCUGUCAGAGCUGGGAUUUGGUAUUGGCAAUCCUGGAAAUGAUGCAGCAGGCCAAAGUGUCGCUGGAUGCCAUGGGGCUUGGUUCCGCGAUCCGUGCAUGUCGCAGAUCACCUGGACCCUGGCAGGUGGCAGUCAGCUUGUUCGCUAGUGCGCAAGAUGCUGCAUGCCACCCAGAUGUCAUCGCGCACAACAAUCUGCUGGCCGUAUAUCAGCGGAAAGCAGCAUGGCAAAGUGCUACCCUUCUGCUGGAAGAGAUGACCACUGGAUUCCUUCGCCUCGAUGUGGUUGGCUACAGCUCCCUGCUGGCGCCCUGCAGCUGGCAGUGGCCUCUGCAGGUCCUGCAGGCCAUGCGCCACAGCAACCUGCGGCCCGAUGCCGUCAGCGUGGACGCCGCCAUCACGGCGGCGCGCAGCUGGAGGGUGGCGCUGGAGCUGAUGGAAAGCCUGGGAGAGCCGGAGAUGGCAACUCGGCGGGUGACUUAUGGCGCUGCUCUAGCCGCUGUGGACUGUUGGCGCAUGGCUUUGGCCCUCUUCCGCGAGGCUUCGGAGCGACGUUUGGUAGAUGGUCUGUCGCGCACGUCUUUGAUGGUGGCUUUGGGGGAGCAUGGAGAGUGGCAGAGGUGUUUGGAGCUGCUGGCGGUCUUUGAGCCCGAUAGGGUGUGCUACAACGCUUGCAUGAGUGCGUGCGAGAGAAGUAGCCAGUGGGAAGCUUCAUUGAUGAUGUUCUCAGAGAUGCUGCAAAGGGACAUCUUUGAUGCAGUGAGCGUGACAACCGUCAUCUCCUCUAUGUCCAGAGGUCAGCUGUGGCAGUUGGCACUGGCCACUUUUAUGAAGAUCGCCAGGGGUCCCAGAAGCUCCGCUUCUCUCAGCGACGAGUGCUCCACGGCGCUGAUGAGUGCCUUCGCACGUGGCGGACAAUGGCAGAGAGCGGGGCAGCUGAUGGAGGAAAUGAGGCACCUGAACAUAAAGGUGAGCACGGAGUGCUGCAACGCUGCCAUGAAGGCCUGUGGAGAGGCCGCACAUUGGCCAACAUCUUUGCUCCUCUUGGCAUCCAUGCAGUGGAGCGCAACACGUCGAAGCGUCAUCAGCCUGAACUCCGUCAUUGAUUCAUGCGCUCGAGGAAGCGAGUGGCAGUGGUCAGUGCUGCAGCUCACUCAAUCCAUUCAAGUGGAUGGGAUCAGUUUCAGCUCCAGCACGUCCUCCUUGGCGAAUUCCAAGCUUUGGAUGCGCGCUUUGGGGUUGUUGUGCACCAUGGCUUGCGGGGCCUUGAGGCCACACGAUGCCAUGUAUAAUUCAUUGACUGGUUCCUUGGAGAACUCUGGUCAAUGGCCUUUCGCAAGCUCACUUUUGGAAGAGAUGAUCUGCACGAGGGUGUUGGAUUGCAGUUCGCCCAUUUCGUAUGCUCUGGUGCUCACCAGGCUGAGCGAAUCUCCCAGAUGUUGGGCACGUUCUUUAGCCUUGGCAUCACGAAUGCCGACGCAAAAGAAGGAUGGUCGAUCCACCGUUGGAGCCAUAAGCCACAAGGCUUUGGUGACGGCUUGUGCGGCGGCUUUGGAGCAGGCGCCUGGCAAUGCCUCGACAUGGCGUUGGGCCGUGGAAGUCUUUGCUCCAAGUUCUGUGGCAGAUAUCCCUGCGACGGAGCAGUUGGCAAAUGGUCUGGGGCGUGUUUGGCAGCACAGAUCCAUGGUGCGAGUGAUGGGGGCAAUGCCCUUUGAUGACUUGCUUCUGCAGCUGCGAGACGCGCAGAAGUCCUGCUGA